This is a messenger RNA of Dissoconium aciculare CBS 342.82, 1845 nucleotides long. RefSeq lists its product as uncharacterized. The record is from RefSeq and is a predicted model, not a curated record. Lineage: Eukaryota; Fungi; Ascomycota; Dothideomycetes; Mycosphaerellales; Dissoconiaceae. The transcript is spliced from 2 exons. Bases 221 to 1774 code for a protein of 517 amino acids.
AUCGUCAUCACCACCACACACCUUGUCUCUGGUAAUAACGCUCAUUGAGCAUCGAAUCGAACAACCAUUCGAAAAAUCUCCUUUUGCGGAUUUAUGGAUCAGUAUCGAAGACACCAGCAAGGCGGCUGCAUAUGAUUGCGCCUUGUGCUUGAAGUUUUCCGAAUCGAUUACGAUCCUACGCCUGCAUACUCUCGGCCAUCAAACGGCAGCGGUCGCCUUCAUGAGCGAGGAUGGCGAAGCCACGGCGAAGAGCGUCUCGGCUGUGCUAGGAGGACAUUCCGGGGUGAGAGAUCUGGUGCGCCUUUUGCAGUGCCACCGGUGUUCACUUCCAUUCAAUAAUCCCGUCACUUUACCAUGUGGGAACUCUCUCUGCCGGAGCUGCCUCCCCGAGCCAUACGAGCGCGAGAACAUCUCAUAUCCGGACCUGCCAGGAAGGCGAGAAGGCUUCCAAUGUCCUUUCGAGGAAUGCGCCCAAGAACACACAAUUGGCGAUUGCAAUGUCGACGUUACUCUCUCGAAGAUAAUGGACGGCAUCGCAGAUGCGGUUGCGAAACUCGCGUUCUUGCCUGGAGAGGGGCCGCAAACUGUCGUCGAGAAAGUGGCCGCACAGGACAAUCACCAUGACGUUGAAGACAAAUCUAACCAGGAGCAUCUGCAUAUAGCCAUGUCCGGUGGAACAAUGCUGGCUUCGUAUACGCUCGCCGCGCAGGGCCAAUUGGCUUAUCAGACGGAUCUCAAAUUCUCUUGGUCUCCCGAGGACGACGUUGCUAUCAACACCCUCGAUACUCGUGCAAUCGUCGAAGUGCUCGGUGCGGCACAGAAGGAGGUUGAAUGUCAGGUUUGCUACGGUCUGAUGCUGAACCCAGUCACCACAUCAUGUGGUCAUACACUAUGCAGAGUCUGCCUCACUCGUGUACUCGAUCACACGCUGCACUGUCCAAUAUGUCGUCGCCAUCUUUCCCUAGCGCCCUCGCUGGCUGGGCAGUCUAGCAACAAGACGUUGGUCACCAUGCUCGCUCGAUCAUGGCCUGAGGCUAUCGCUGCUCGAAUCGAAGCAGUCGCCGCAGAGGAGCGGGAUGUCUACGGCCAGACAUUUCCACUCUUCGUGUGCACACUCGGCUUUCCAAACCAACCCACAUUCCUGCGAAUCUUCGAGCCUAGAUAUCGACUCAUGCUCCGGCGAUGUAUGGAGGGCAGCCGGCAGUUCGGCUUGGUCAUGUACAAUCGAUACAGUGAGCCUCAAGGCGAAUUAGGCAACGUACAUUUCUACCACUACGGUACUAUGGUCCGCAUCACCGAAGCAGCAUCGACGCCGAACGGAAUGAGCAUGGUCCAACUUCAUGGCCUUUACCGCUUCCGUGUCACCUCUCAUGGACUCGUCGACGGUUAUUCGGUGGGUACAGUUGAACGCGUCGAUGAUGUGGAUCUCGCAGAGGAAGAACGUAUCGAAGCCGAAGAGACCUCAGCGCCAGCAGCUGAGGACGAAGACCCCAACAUGCCAUCGAUAGACCGCAUGCCGACGCAAGAUCUUCUCGCAAUGGUCAAGGACUUCAUUGUUCGCAAUCAAGCUCGGAGUACCGGCUGGCUGCAACGAAAUGUGCUCGAUACACACGGGCAGCCUCCAGACGACGCAGCGACAUUCCCAUGGUGGUUUGCCUCUGUCGUGCCGCUCAUAGACGAGGAGAAGUACAAGCUACUACCAACGCGAACAGUCCGGGAGCGCCUUAAAAUCGUGGCACAGUGGGUCCGAAGGAUCGAAGCACAAAGAUGGUGAUGUUGGGUAUGGAACAUAACUGACCGAACAACUACCAGGUACGGGAACAGCAACACGUGUCGGAUCUUAUG